GGAGGCAUGCGUGAUGGAGUUCUUGUUAGUGCAGCAAAUAUUUAUUAUUGAUAAUAAUAUAAUUAUUUCUCUGAUAAGUACUUUUAAUACUGACAUGCACUUUUAGUCUAUUUAAAAGUCUAUUUAAAAAUCUGCAAGGAUGGAGCAAGGAUUAGAGAUGUCAGCAAUGAUUCCGGCUUUGCAAGAGCUAGCAAGUGCCAGUUCAGUGGAGUACAACCAUGCUGUGCAGAAACCACGUCAAAUUUUAUGUCAGUUCAUUGACAGAAUACUGACUGAUGUUGAUGUUGUCGCUUUGGAAUUGUGCAAAAAGACUAAUUCUGAACCAGCCAGUGUUAUGCUUUUGGAUUUCGUUCAGCACAUUAUUAAGUCCUCAUCGUUAAUGUUCAUAAACCCAGCAUGUCAGUCGGAAAAGUUCAGAGAUGUGGAAAACAGUUGCACUGAUUUCAGUAAAUGGAUCAUUGUCCGCCUACUGCGAAUUGCCGCCACCCCAGAAUGUGAGAUUCUUCAUGAGAAGAUUGCCUUAGUUAUCUGUUCCUUGCUUCAGCUCUUCAGGGCUAAGGGUCCAGUGACAUUUGGCCUGUUGGGCAGAGAGCUCAUAUGUUUGACCCAGGAUGUGAUGUGUGUGAGCACCAGACAACCGCAGGUGCUUGCAGACACACCCCAACCAUGGUGGCCUGUACCUGUGGAGCACUUCCGUGUUGUGCCCGCUGACACUGCUCUUUAUCUGACUCCUACUGCCCUCCAGCUGUCCUCGAGGGCAUCAGCCCAUGCACUUCUAGCAACCACGCUCACGGUCCUUACCAACAUCCUACAAGGGAUCUUCUUCCCAAGGGAAGUGGGGAGAAUAUUGGAAGCUGCCUGUUUCGUCCUGUCCACCGGUAGCGCCAGACUAAGGGCUGUUGGCAUGGAGCUGCUUGGUCGCAUCAUCACUUUUGGGGGAUUCCCAGAGGACCACUCACAGACUUUCUUUGCUGCUUAUUUGUACCUCCUGGACUCCUUUGCUGCCUGGAACCACUCCGACCUCACUGUGUGCGGCAAAGCAUUCCAGAAGCUCUCCCGGUGUGUGUUCAUCCCAGAGAAGGGCACACACAGCAGGUUUGAGAGGGUUCAUCUCAACAUGCUAAUGGAGAGGCUACACACGCUCGUACUCAGUGGGGUCUUGGAGCGGAUCAAGGUCACUGAGGUAAGGGGGACGCUGUGUGAGAUCUUCUGCUUCAUCCUGGAGUUUGUCCCCUUGGGAUAUGAGUCUGCUGCUGCAAUCCGGAAAGAGAGGGUGACAGCAAUCUGCAAAGCCAUGGUUCAUUCUGUUGGAGUUCUGAGAGGCCAGGAGUAUGUGGAGGGUUAUCUCUGUGCUGCUCUCAAAGCAGAGGGUCUUGCUAUUCUCCAAGAUGCCCAGAGCAAUAUCGGUGACUCAGAGGAGCCUAGUGAUGAUGAGGAGGAGAUUCCAGCUAAGAAAUUAAAUCUCACCUCCCCAGCCUCGUCAGGGAGGGAGACAAGAACCCAGCCUGUUCAGGUGGACAUGAAGAGCAGGAGUGAGGUGUGGGCCGCCGUGGUUGACCGACUGGGGGAGCUCCAGUACCAGCUCCGGGAACCUGAAGCUCCGUGCGUGACCCUAAUUGAGGGUUUAGCGCUCAUUGUCCACCUGGCUGCUGUCUGCUCCAACGGCCGCGGCACGCCGUCGCCUAAUGAGAAGACUGCAGGGCCUGCCGGUGCCACAGACCCAGCCCAGCUGGUCUGGCUGAACCCUAGAUCUCUGACUCAGGUAGUGGAGAGCUGUCGCACAUCCUUGGCCAACACUACUUGGAGUGCCAACUUGGAGCCACUGGUGGACAGUACUGUCAGGAUCCUUGAUGCCAUCCUCUAUCUGACUAUCAACAGUAAGACUGAUUCCAGCCUCUACUGCACUGUGUGCGCCCUGCUGUCGAUUCCUUGGAUGACGGACCACUCUUCCCCCUCGGCGUACCAGUCAGCCUCUUUCCCUCCAGCUUUGACCGGGCUGGCUCAGAAACUAGCACCUGCUUACUCCCCACAAACCCGAGCCCACUGUGUGUUCCUUCUCGCCCUGCUCCCUGGGGAAGUGUGUGUGGACUGGCGCGCUACAGUGUACCGCUGGGCUCUGCAGGACAACAGCGAGACAGAGCGGGCUGGUGCUGUCAGAGGCUUCCCCAUCCUGCUCCAUCAGCUUGGGGUCAAAUCAUAUGGUCUCAUCAUUGAAGAUCUAAUGAACAGGCUCCAGGACGGCUCCACCCGGGUGAAGGUGGAGAUGGCUUCCAUCACAGGCCCACUGGUCUGUUGUCUGGCCAAGAGCUCUCGCCUCCAGCUUCCUGAGGAGACAUCUCCAGCUGACAUGUUCCUUAGCUCUCGCAUCUGUGUCUCCGCCACGCUCUCCGAGCGGCCAGCCCCCAUCAGAGCCUCUGUCCUCACACCUUUCCUCCAACUGCUUAAAUCUACUGAAGACUGCAAGGUCAAACAAGCAUUUAUAGUGAACAUACGUCAAAUAUGUAAGCAUAUAGACUUGGCUUGCAGUGACCCAGACACUAAAUCACUGCUCAGUGCCCUGGUCAACCUCAUAGAGGACCCACAACAGGAUGUGCGGUUGGUCUUCAGCCAGAACAUCAAGAACCUUCUGGAAUCAUGGAAUGGAGAUGGCUUCCUGAAGGAGCUUCUGGUUUCCAGGUUAAAAGAGGCCUACACAAAUGCAAAGACAACCAGAAACAAUGAAUUGAAAAACACUCUUAUACUGACCACAGGCGAGAUUGGGAGAGCAGCUGAGGGGAACCUGGUGUCCUUUGCCCUUCUGCGGCUUCUGCACUGCCUGCUGUCCAGGUCCACCCAGGUGUCUGUGGUGGCCUACACUGAGAUCCAGGCACUAGCCACUUCCAGAGGCCUCAAGCUACAGUCCUUCUUCAACCAGUACAGGAACCCUGUCUGCCAGUUUCUUGUGGAGUCGCUGCAUGCACGUCACGUCACAGCCCUACGCUCUACGCCCGACCAGAGCAGCGAGGCCCUGCUGGAGGAGGCCGCCCACCAGAGGGAGAUGGCCCUGGACAUCCUCUCCCAUGUGGCCCAUGUCUUUGACUUCCCAGACCUGAACCGCUUCCUCAACCGUACUCUGCAGGUACUCCUGCCCUACCUGGCAGCCAAGGCCAGCCCCACGGCCUCUGCCCUCAUCCGCACCAUCGCCAAACAGCUGAAUGUCAACCGCAGGGAGAUCCUCAUCAGCAACUUUAAAUACAUCUUUUCCCACCUGGUGUGCUCCUGUACAAAGGAAGAGUUGGAAAGGGCCUUCCAUUACUUGAAGAACGAGACAGAGAUUGAGCUGGGGAGUUUGCUCAGGCAGGACUUCCAGGGCCUCCACAAUGAGCUUCUCCUGAGGCUAGGAGAGCACUAUCAGCAGGUCUUUAAUGGACUGGCCAUCCUGGCCUCCUUUGCUUCCAAUGACGAUCCUUACCAGGGACCUCGGGAGAUCACCACUCCUGAACACAUGGCUUAUUAUCUCCAGCCGAAACUACUGGGCAUCCUGGCUUUCUUCAAUAUGCAGCUUCUGAGCUCCAGUGCUGGAGAGAAGGACAGGAAGAAGAUGGCCUUGAACAGUCUGGUGGCUCUGAUGAAGAUGAUGGGUUCGAAGCACAUCAGCUCAGUAAGGGUGAAGAUGAUGACUACUCUUAGAACUGGCCUGAGGUACAAGGAGGACUUCCCAGAACUCUGCUGCCAAACCUGGGACUGUUUCGUGCGCUGUCUCGAUUCGUCGUAUCUGGGCCCGCUACUCAGUCACGUGAUUGUUGCACUCUUACCCCUCAUCUCCAUCCAGCCUAAAGAGACAGCUGCCAUUAUGCACUACCUCAUAGUGGAGAACAGGAAGGAAGUAGAAGACUUUCUCCAUGAAAUUUACUUCCUUCCCGACCACCCAGAGCUGAAGGAUGUCAACAAGGUCCUCCAAGACUACCGGAAGCAAACCUCAAAGAGCACAGACUUGCAGACAGCUCUCCAGCUCUCUAUGCGUGCCAUCCAGCACGAGAACGUGGACGUCCGCAUCCAUGCUCUCACCAGCCUGAAGGAGAUGAUGUACAAGAACCAGGGCGCUCUGCUGAAGCGCGUGCUGGACAGCGAGACGGUAGAGCCGGUGAUCUCGCAGUUGGUGACUGCGCUGCUGCGUGGCUGCCAGGACGUGAAUCCCGAGGCCAGGCUGCUGUGCGGCGAGUGUCUGGGCGAGCUGGGCGCCAUCGACCCUGGGCGCCUGGACCUGGCCACAGCUGACACGCGCGGUGCUGGCUCUGUGUUUGUGAGCGGCAUCGAUGACCCGAACUUUGCCUUCGGGCUACUGACCGAGCUCACCAGGACAUUUUUGGCAUACGCAGACAACGUGCGGGCACAGGAUGCUGCGGCUUAUGCCAUGCAGGAACUGCUGUCUAUAUUCGAGUGUCGGGAGGGCCGCACAGAUUCUCCAGGCCGGCGCCUCUGGAGAAGGUUUCCAGAACAGGUCCAAGAGAUUCUGGAGCCACACCUAAACAGCAGGUACAAGAGCUCCCAGAAAGUGGUUAAAUGGUCCAAGCUGACGAAGCCCAUAUAUCUCAGUAGCUGCGGCAGUAAAUUCUCGGACUGGUCGGCUACGUGGGCAGGGUACCUCAUCAGCAAGGUCAGGCACGAGCUGGCCAGCAAGGUGUUUAACUGCUGCAGCUUCAUUAUCAAGCAUGAUUACAGAGUGACCAUCUACCUGCUGCCCCACAUCCUGGUCUACGUGCUGCUGGGGUCCACGCCAGAGGAACAGCAAGAGGUGACGGAAGAGAUAAUGGCCGUGCUGAAGGAGGAUGACAUGCGGCUAUCGCGGCUGCAGGAGCAUGCCUCCGGCCUGUGCCAGCUCAGCACACAAACUGUCUUCUCUGUGCUGGACCAUCUGACCCAGUGGGGACGGCACAAGCUGCAGACCCUGAGUGCUGCCAAAAGCUCGGGCCGCUUCGUCCGUGAGCAGCACCAGCUGCGUGAUGCAGGGGUGGAUGUGGAGAACAGCGAGUAUCAGUGUGUGGUGGCCUUCCUGAACCACAUCCCCGAGGACGUGCUGGCCAAGGCAUCAUUCCGCUCCAGAGCAUACACGCGUGCCGUCAUGCACUUCGAGUCCUUCAUCAGGGAGAAGAAGCAGAACAUUCAGGAUCAUCUCACCUUCCUGCAGGCGCUGUAUGCUGCCAUGCAUGAGCCCGAUGGCGUGAGGGGGGUCUACGCCCUGAGGAAAGAGGAACCAUCACUGCGAGAGCAGAUCCUUGAGCAUGAGAGUAUAGGCCUGCUGCGAGAGUCUACAGCCUGCUACGACCGGGCCAUGCAGCUGGAACCUGACCAGAUAAUGCAUUACCAUGGAGUGAUGAACUCCAUGUUGGGUCUUGGGCAACUUUCUACUGUUAUGACCCAAGUCAAUGGAGUAUUGGCAAACAGACCUCGGUGGAAAUCGGACCUGAACACCUAUCGCGUGGAGGCAGCAUGGAAGCUGUCAAAGUGGGAUUUGGUAGAGGACUACCUGGCAUCUGAUAAGAAAUCCAACACGUGGGGUGUGCGGCUGGGUCAGAUGCUGCUGGCUGCCAAGAAGCAGGAGUCUGAGUGCUUCUAUGAAAAGCUAAAGCUUGCCAGAAAAGAGCAGGUGGUCCCUCUUUCAGCUGCCAGUUUUGAGUGUGGGACCUACCAGAGAGGAUAUGAAUACAUAGUCAGGCUGCACAUGCUGAGCGAGCUAGAGCAUGCCUUCACUGAGCUGCAGAACGAAAGUGGAGGAGCGGGAGACAUGAGGACCCCGGAGCUGAUGCUCAGCUGGGAUGCUCGCCUCCUCAUGAUGCAGAAUUCCUUCAGGGCCAAAGAGCCAAUCCUGGCUCUGCGCCGGGCCCUGCUAAGCCUCAGCAAAGGGGCUUUGUAUGAGGAGCAGGUAGGGGAGUGCUGGCUUCAGAGCGCCAGAGUUGCCCGGAGAGCUGGCCAUCACCAGACAGCCUUCAACGCCCUCCUGAACGCUGAGAACUCCCACCUCUCUGAGCUCUUUGUGGAGAAGGCCAAGUGGCUCUGGUCCAAGGGCGACGUACAUCAGGCCCUGAUUGUGCUGCAGAAGGGGGUGAAGCAGUGUUUCCCAGAGGAACAACUCCCCACUGACCCCAAGAGGAUCCAGAUUAAAGGGAAAGCCCUGCUGCUGGUCGGCAGAUACAUGGAAGAGACGGCCAACUCGGAGAGCAAUGCGAUCAUGAAGAUCUACAGGGAGGUCACUACGCUUUUACCGGAGUGGGAAGAUGGGAACUUUUACCUAGCAAAGUACUAUGACAAACUGAUGCCAAUGAUCACCGACAACAAAAUGGAGAAGCAGGGAAACCUCAUCCGCUACAUUGUCACUUAUUUUGGAAAAGCACUUCAGUUUGGGAACCAGUACAUCUACCAGGCCAUGCCCAGAAUGCUCACACUCUGGCUUGAUUUCGGAGCUAAAGUUUACGAUGUAGAAAAAGCCGGCCGGUCAGACCGGGUACAGCUACGGGCGGACUUGAGCAAGAUCAACGCGGUGAUCAGCGAGCACACCGGCAACCUUUCGCCCUACCAGUUCCUCACCGCCUUCUCCCAGCUCAUCUCCCGCAUCUGUCACUCCAACGACGACGUGUUCGCCGUGCUCACUGAGAUCAUCGCCAAAGUGUUCCUAGCCUACCCACAGCAGGCAAUGUGGAUGAUGGCUGCAGUGUCAAAGUCUUCCUACCCUACCCGUAUGAACAGAUGUAAGGAGAUCUUGAAGAAAGCCGUCAACCUAAAAGGCACCUUUGGGAAAUUCAUUGGAGAUGCCAACAGACUGACAGACAAGCUGGUUGAGCUCUGCAACAAAGCGGUGGAUUCGAGUGGCUCCACUCUAAGCAUGAGUGUGCACUUUAAAAUGCUGAAGAGGCUGGUCGAGGAGCCUAGCUUCAGCGAGAUACUCAUCCCCCUGCAAUCUGUACUCAUUCCCACCCUGCCCUCCACCGGAGGUGCCAACCCCAACCACGACGCUUUCCCGGGUCACUGGGUCUACCUCGCUGGCUUCGAUGACACCGUGGAGAUCCUGGCAUCGCUUCAGAAGCCGAAGAAGAUUUCCCUGAAGGGCUCAGACGGGAAGUUCUACACCAUGAUGUGCAAGCCCAAAGAUGACCUAAGGAAAGACUGCAGGCUCAUGGAGUUCAACUGUCUAAUUAACAAGUGCCUGAGGAAGGAUGCGGAGUCGAGGAGGAGGGACCUUCACAUACGCACAUAUGCGGUCAUCCCUUUAAACGAGGAGUGCGGCAUCAUUGAGUGGGUGAACAACACAGCCGGCCUUCGCCACAUCCUCACCAAACUCUACAAAGAGAAAGGGCUGUACAUGACUGGUAAGGAGCUGCGGAAGAUGAUUUUGCCCAAAACAGCCUCCCUUCAGGAGAAGCUGAGGUUGCACAAAGAUGUACUGUGUGCUAGACAUCCUCCUGUGUUUCACGAAUGGUUUCUGAGGACUUUCCCGGACCCCACCUCAUGGUACAACAGCAGGUCUGCUUACUGCCGCUCCACUGCUGUCAUGUCCAUGGUGGGCUACAUCCUGGGCCUUGGCGAUCGCCACGGAGAAAACAUUCUGUUCGACUCUCUCACUGGAGAGUGUGUCCAUGUGGAUUUCAACUGCCUGUUCAACAAGGGAGAGACGUUUGACGUUCCGGAGGUGGUGCCAUUCCGUCUGACGCAGAACAUGGUGCACGCGAUGGGACCAAUGGGGACGGAGGGCCUGUUCCGUCAGGCCUGCGAGGUCACGCUGCGACUCAUGAGAGACCAGAGAGAACCACUCAUGAGUGUGCUGAAGACAUUCCUGCAUGACCCAUUGGUGGAGUGGAGUAAACCUGUGAAGGGCCCCUCGAAGACACAAGCCAAUGAAUCUGGGGAAAUUGUCAAUGAGAAGGCUAAGACUCAUGUUCUGGACAUUGACCAGCGGCUGCAGGGGGUGAUCAAAAACAGGAACAAGGUGAUGGGCCUGCCUCUGUCCAUCGAGGGUCACGUGCACUAUCUCAUUCAGGAAGCCACAGAUGACAACCUCUUGUGCCUCAUGUAUCUCGGCUGGGGCCCUUACCUCUGACAAACUUGAUUGCACUUCAGACAAAUGUAUAAGAGUUCAGUUUUGAAGUUUCUCUUGCUUCUUUUGUAGAAUGACACUGUUGUUUCCAUUUUUUGAUCAUCUUCUGGCUGCCAUGCGUUUUUCUUAUAACAAAUAAACUGAACUUUGUUAUA
Messenger RNA from Electrophorus electricus (electric eel), 8223 nucleotides. RefSeq names its product ATR checkpoint kinase (gene atr). Gene Ontology annotation, molecular function: protein serine/threonine kinase activity; protein binding. Gene Ontology annotation, biological process: DNA repair; telomere maintenance; DNA damage checkpoint signaling. Gene Ontology annotation, cellular component: nucleus; chromosome. Lineage: Eukaryota; Metazoa; Chordata; Actinopteri; Gymnotiformes; Gymnotidae. The record is from RefSeq and is a predicted model, not a curated record.